ACAUCAAUUUUUAUUUCCAAAAACUUGUAAAAAAUCUUGACAGUAUUGUUUUAAUUUAGAAAUUACUGUAGAAAUUAUCUCUCUCCUUGUCCUCGAGUCCCUGGUAUGUGGGAGCUAACAACGGAAAUGAAACAGACCAUAACAGCACCGCCAAUCACUCAAAUCCUCUGUAAAUGUCACACAUAAUUGCCUCUUUCGUUUUUCUCCAUCAAUGAUGAUUCUCUUGCGGCUUCUCCCUCUCAACAAACUCCCCAACGGCGUCGUUUCGUUCCAGCGCUCAAUUUUUCGAAAUCUAAACCCUAAUGUCGCUUCAACAAUCAUCUCUCGUUAUUCUACAGCUUCUACUGGUACUAAGGUUUCAGCUAAGAUUAUGGACGGGAAAUCAGUUGCACAAGAUAUUCAAGAUAAGAUGACUGUUGAAGUAUCCAGAAUGAAGAAUAAAUUUGGUGUCGUUCCAGGGUUAGCUGUUAUACUUGUUGGUGAUAGGAAAGAUUCUGCAACAUAUGUAAACAAAAAGAAAGAAGCCUGUGAAUCUGUAGGAAUCAAUUCGUAUGAGGUGUGUUUGCCGCAGGACUGCAGCGAAGAAGAAUUACUUGAACAUAUUUCAAGCUUUAAUGAUGAUCACGCCGUUCAUGGAAUUCUUGUUCAGCUCCCACUGCCGUCUCAUAUAAAUCAGCGGUACAUCCUAAAUGCUGUUUGCAUCCAGAAGGAUGUUGAUGGAUUCCACCCUCUGAACAUUGGUCGUCUUGCAAUGAGUGGAAGAGAACCAUUAUUUGUUCCAUGCACCCCGAAAGGAUGUAUAGAGUUGUUGCAUAGAUACAAUGUUGAUAUUAAAGGAAAGCAUGCUGUUGUUAUCGGUAGGAGCAACAUCGUUGGAAUGCCUGCUGCUCUAUUGCUUCAAAGAGAAGAUGCUUCCGUUAGUGUAGUCCACUCCAGAACUAAGAAUCCCGAGGAGAUCACGAAACAAGCUGAUAUUAUAAUCUCGGCUGUGGGGAAACCAAACAUAGUCAGAGGUAGCUGGAUAAAGCCUGGAGCAGUUCUAAUUGAUGUUGGAAUAAAUCCGGUUGAGGAUUCUACAGACCCUCGAGGCUACAGAAUAGUGGGAGACAUCUGUUACGAGGAGGCUUGCAAGAUAGCUUCGGCUAUUACACCAGUCCCCGGAGGAGUAGGGCCAGUUACAAUUGCAAUGCUUCUUCUAAAUACUGUCACCUCUGCGAAGAGAAUCCAUAACUGCAACUGAAUUAUCCAAUUGUAGACUAUUAUCAUUAUUUUCUUCCUUUCUUUGUUUGGCUUCUGAGGUCAGACACCGGAAGCAGUUCACACGUCAAUAAUUUAAUAUGACAAUUUUUUUGGGUGAUGAUCUAUAUGGUCCAGCUAAAGCGAGCUGUGCCUGCCAAAAAAUAAGGUCCAUCAAGUAAUAUGCGAUUGCAUAAUUUUAUUUUUUUAGGUGUUUUGGUAUUUAACUAGAACCCCGGUGACCAAUAUACAAUAAGCUGGUGGCCAAUGUCAGAGCCAAUGCGCGUAUUUGGGUGAAUUACGUUUUAUUACAUGUUUUUGUGACA
This is a messenger RNA of Daucus carota subsp. sativus, 1562 nucleotides long. Its product is annotated as bifunctional protein FolD 4, chloroplastic. Gene Ontology annotation, cellular component: cytosol. Gene Ontology annotation, molecular function: methenyltetrahydrofolate cyclohydrolase activity; methylenetetrahydrofolate dehydrogenase (NADP+) activity. NCBI's taxonomy places the organism in Eukaryota, Viridiplantae, Streptophyta, Magnoliopsida, Apiales, Apiaceae. Gene Ontology annotation, biological process: tetrahydrofolate interconversion. The record is from RefSeq and is a predicted model, not a curated record. The transcript is spliced from 5 exons. The coding region runs from base 212 to 1240 and encodes 342 amino acids.